Pomacea canaliculata is the source of this 3216-nucleotide messenger RNA. RefSeq lists its product as uncharacterized. NCBI's taxonomy places the organism in Eukaryota, Metazoa, Mollusca, Gastropoda, Architaenioglossa, Ampullariidae. The record is from RefSeq and is a predicted model, not a curated record. The transcript is spliced from 2 exons. Bases 570 to 2210 code for a protein of 546 amino acids.
GGUCCAGCAGCAAAUAGAAAAGCCACUGAUUCGCCUGCUGCGUGCACUUUUCAUCAGAAUUUCACCGCUAGUCUUUUUGCUUUUCUUUUGACAUCUGCUUCAGCAUCCAGCAUCUAACACCGGCAUCAUGAAGAAUAUUAACGCAUAAUGUGAAGGUCUGCCGUGAAGAUGAUGGAGCAGCAUCUUCUCCAUCUUAGGAGGCACGAGGCAGACAUGUCUUAUGAACUCUUGGCGCCCCAGCCACACAUUCGGGGGCAAACACCAUGGCUGGGGCGGCAACAUAAGAGGGCAAGUCGCCCAAUUAUGUGUGUGGUCGACAUCGUGAUGGUUCCAUCUGGAAAGGGCAGAGAAAUGACGGGGCUUCUGUUAAGUGUCCUCCGGCCUCGCCCCACGGGCAAGAAGAAAAGAAGUCAUUCAGCGAGUUCAACAAAGCGCAUCAGAAGCGACAUCUGCCGUUCGACCAUUGCUCCCAACAGUCCGAGUGAACAUCCCACUCGUGUUCUUGGACAGCAAAGCAAGCUAUUCCAAGCUCCUGACCACAGAAAAGUUCCCAGGAUCCGCCCCUCGCAAUGGCAAUGUCCAGGCACUUUCAUCCCCAGCCCAUCAGCAGGGAGAAAGACUGGCUGGAUUAUGCAGUGCGAAGACUGUCCAGAAUAGCGGUGGGCAAAGACCAGGGCCAGGAGAUGGUCUGGAAAUAUCCACCCACUUGGUGGAGCCGCGAGUGCAAACACCCGUGGAGGAACCCCACAGCAUCCAAACAAAAGGACACGGUGCAGAUAUUGAGGGACAAGUUCAUUUGCCUCGAGCAGCAUCUGAGAAAGGAGAACAAAAUCCCAGAUGAUAUGAUACCAGAAAUCACAGAGUGGAAAGAAAAUCGCCUCCCGAACCUUUUUUUUCUGACUUACAUUAGCAGUUUAUUAGGAAAAUGUAGAACACUAGGGAUAUUGCUGAACAAGCCUCAGGACAAACAAAUUGAACAUUCAAAUUAUAUUUCCAACAUGAUAGCUGAAUUGUUUAGCUCUAUGGAAGAAAACAUGCAGAAAAUAAAGGAUUUUGUAGAAAAACAAAAAAGCAGUUUAACUCUUGAGCCCACACUAACAUCACCAUCUAGAUCAACCUUACAAAAGCGUGAUUUGGAAGCCAUCAGCACUGCUGAUGAGUGUCUUUAUCCUCCAGCCAAAAAACGUCCAAGACAAUCAUCCUUGUCUCCUAGCUUUUUACAUUCAGAAUCUUCUCCAUCCUCACCUUAUGCCACCUCUUCUCCUUGCACACAAAUGUCCAAUGACAUCCUGAACAGUAUAAGAAAUGAUAUAUUAUCCAGUGCUUCAAAUCCCAUAGAGAUUACACCGCAGGAACUAACCCCUACAAACUUGCUCGUUCAACCUGCAUCUGUAGACAAUAACCCUGUAAAAAGUACUAUGGUCAAUAAACAGCAACAUCCACCAGUAUAUUUAGAAAUAUUUCAAGUACAACCCUCAAUUUCAGAUAAUCAAUCUUUUCAGGCUAACUAUUUUGAAGCACUUUCAGCAGAAGAUAACCACUCAGUAACAUCUGAUGAAGCCUACCAUUCAGACACACCUUAUGUUGAAAACCCUAGUACGCUUCCUUCUCAAGCUGAACAUUUAAAGAUGCAUUUCUCUGAAUCUGAAUGUUUAGAUACACUAACCACUGAUGCUGACAACAACAGUGCACACUCCAAUGACACUAGCAUCUCAAAAAAUGUCUCAGCCACUUCAAACAUGUCACUUGGAAUGGAAUUUAAUGAACCAGAGCAUUUAAAAAUGUCACCUUUUAACAAUGCAGUGACAUCUUUCAGUGAUACCUCAUGGGAAGAGCACUCCAUGUCAUAUCAUCACUCGAUUAACAGUUCUGUUAACUCCUCUUCCUUGGCCCAAUCUCAAGUCAUCAGUUCUCCAACAAACUUUAGCAGGAUGGAUUGUUAUGGUAUUACUGUGCAAAGUUCCACUUCUGACGUACUUCAUCAAAGCGGUAUACUUUCUGGAAACAUCAGUCCACACCCCACUGACACUAGUGCCUUAGAAAAUGCUUUGGCCACUUCAAAAAUUUCACUUCAAGAUGAAAAUGACAGUGAUGAUUUGAAUACUUUCCUACUAUCUCCUGAAUCUCAAGAAGUACUUUCAUCUUUCAUAAAAAUUCUUGAUGAAGAAGACAUCUUUUCGUCUGUAAGCUCUCCCUCUAGUACAGAAUAAUCUCUUCUUGCUCCUUCACAAAUCAUCUUUUGAGGGAACAUACCCUCUCAGCAAAAGAUACAACAAUAGUGUUCAAAAGGUUUAAUUCUUAAUGUCCACCUGACCAAUCAAACGUUUUGGUUCUUACAAAACUUAUCAGACGACUGAUGCUAAAGAUAUACUUCCAAGCUUUGAUAUAAGAAUUCAGACCACUGUAAAUCCUUCAUUCCUUUCAAACAUGUCAGAUAAUAUUAUUAAUUGUUUACCUUUCUCAGGUGUUGCUUUGGAGAGUAAGGGAGAUAAAUCUUACUUGCAGCUAACAUCUACAUCAGAGACAAGAACAAUAUGUUGUGGUGCUGGCCUGGACUUGUAAAUACAAUUUAGUAUAGUGUUUUUUAUAUUUUGUGAUUCUUUGAUCUAAGCUUUCUGAUUUCUUUAAGAUUGCCAUCUUCUCAUCCACACUUUGGCUGUUGUCUUUGUGAAAAGAUGACAAUGCUGUCUUAAAAUUAAGUUUUGUCAAAAACAAAAAGGCAAACACCUGUGUUUAUCUACAUUGAUUUUGUUGUACAUUUCUCAAAUCAAAAGACAGUGGGAUUCUUUCUUGGGAUGAGAGAGGGCAGGCAGGGGGGGGGGUUUAUUUCCUGGUCAAAAUAAAAAAAUAUAUACCUUCUGAUAUCUUGUUUCAUUGAUUGCCACAUGGCUUCUUGGUUGUUGUGUCUAUGCCUGCCUCUUUGUGAUGAUAAUGACAUACUAUUUUUUAAAGAGAGAUUGUAGACAAACUCUUUGUUUAAAACAGUAUAUGAUUACAAAUCAAAACCAAUUACCAGUGGCAAAAAUACUAGCUAAUAUACUCACCAUGGGUGACCAAAGAGAAAACUACAUGUACUUCAUAAUAUAAAAAAAAUUAGCUUAAAAAUAAUGAGUCAUUUUCAAGAGGUGAUAACAAAAGAUUUUAAUAGAAUAGUAUUUAAAUUUGAUUGAUGUAUAUGUAUGAAUUAAUUGAUUAAAUACAUGGAACAUUUUAAAA